Molecule: messenger RNA, 2346 nt
Organism: Acanthaster planci (crown-of-thorns starfish)
Lineage: Eukaryota; Metazoa; Echinodermata; Asteroidea; Valvatida; Acanthasteridae
Product: AFG2-interacting ribosome maturation factor-like
Cellular component (GO): cytoplasm; nucleus
Source: RefSeq, a predicted model, not a curated record
CCUCUUGUGACCAAACCUUUUUGACAAAAAUUACCAAGGGCUCCCUCUUCAAGCAUAAUUUUCGCGAAAAGGGCUCCCUCUCUUGUUAGGUGAAAGAGAAGUUGCAGAUCAUCAGUCUGUUGCUUGCAGCUAGCCUCUGCUUUAGUUCUGUUGAUCAAUUCUUCUGUCAACGGUAAACUUUGAUGUCUUCGGCUCACGAGACAGUUACCAGCGAUAGCGAAGAGACCAUCCUCAAACAGCUGAGGAGAUCCUUCAAGAUGGUCAGCCAGCAAGCAGCCGUCUGGCAGGAGGCGUCAGACUGCUCUGCAUCGCUGGUGCGGUCUCUGGCCAACCAUGCAGAGCAACUGCAGUGCUGCCACUCAGCUUGCAGGGAUGGUUGCCGCGACGUUUUGCAGCAGUUCCCCGAUCUGCACGAGAGGCUGGAAUUUAAGCUGCUGAAGUCCAUGGAGGUGAUUCUGUCAAGGCUAAAUGCUCACCUGCUGACCAUGGAGGAAGUGUGCAAAAAGCACAGCCAGCACAGUGCCUACUCACUCGGGGCAUAUCACAACCACUACAGGGAGGUGGGUGUGGCUAAAGUGCUUGCCAGGUCAGCAACAUGGCCGUCAAUAGCCGACAUGCUGCAAUGGCUAGCUGAUGUGAAUUCACUCUAUAGAAGACUAUAUGCUGAGAAGCAGUGGCUUUAUGACACCAUCUCCUACGAUAAGUUACACGAGAUGCAAAGUCUUGCGAGUAGGUGGCAAAGAAAUGAUGUUAAAUUAUCAGCAGUGAAAAGUGUUUUAGCACAUGUGGCCUUCUUCAUGGAAGAUCGCUGACGAAGUUUUGGGCAUGUAAACAGCUUUUUGGCAAAGACAACACGUCUGCCAAGUCCACCAGUGCAGGACCUUUCAAUACAGAGGCUCUUUUGCACCAGACGUCUCCAGUUGUCAAGUAAAUUGUAUCACUGGAUUGCGGCAAGCAUGCAGAUGUUGCGCUGGCUUAAGAAAGGUCUUUGGAUGAAAUUCAAGAGAGGUGUCAUUUUGGGAAAGAAAUGUACAGUUGGAGAUCCCCUGCCAAGUUGACUACUUUGAGCGACCCACACGAUGUCUGCUGGCUGGGCCAAACCAAGAUGCGACUUCAUUAAAUGUCUGAAAAUUUGGGCACAGUCGAGAACUGUGUCACAUUUGUUGUCAAAUCGAGAGGGAACCAAAUUCUGUCUCUUAAUUCAGGAUGCAAGUGAACACUGUAGGAUUAUGCAUAGACAGACGUCCAUUUGACAAACAGACCUCUAUCGUGGGGCGGCCAUCUUGCUUUUCUACUAUUCAAAGUAAUGUAACCAAACUGAGGCUGGAAGGAGUAAUAGUCUGUUCCUUUUAUCAAUAUAAGAAGUUGUAUUACUAUUAUCAGUGGUCUUCCGGGGGACAAGACAAACAUGGAAGCAUCAUGAUAAAGAUCUAAGGGGGGUGUUGAGGUGGAGUGAAAUAAAGGAACUUUCCAGAUGGCAAAGGAAAUACACUUGUGCCAUCGAUACUACUGAAGCCAAUAUCAAUAUUGAAAUGAAAGUCUAUUUAGUCUGUGAAAACAGAAAACAUGCACAUUAAAAAAAAAGAAGUGUGAUGUAAAUGAUGUACUCACCCCUCAUUAAUAUUCAUUUAUGAAAACAAAGGUGUGGCAUGCAUACAUUUGCAGAGACUCUCGUUGGUACAAACGCACUGCUUUAUUUACUGUAGUACUAAUCUGUGAUUUUCUAAUUAUAAAAAGAUUAAGCUCAGACAUGAACGAUUGUAUAUUUCAACAAACACAGAUAAUAUCACUUUAAAGUGUUUGUCAGCAAGCUCAGAUGCCCAACUAAAAAAGAAUAAAUAACUCUUUAAAAAAGGUUAAAAAUUUUGAACUCCAUCGUUCUCAGGCUUUGCCUGUUUCACCUCUGCCUUUGGCUCAAUACAAGUUUUAGGAAAGAAACAAGAAUAACUGGCUUUUUGUUUUUUAGAGUAGCAUCAAAGCGUAUGCUACGGACCCAAAAAUGGGAAUAUUAGUAAUUUCAGACAACUUUGGUUCAAACAAUGUUGGCCAGGACAUUUCAGUGUCGGAGAUGAAGCCUGUGACGGAGGCAACACUGAGAUUUCAAACAAAGAAAUUUUCAAUGACAUUCCGGCUGCUAACAAAACAGCUCAGCACAAUCUUUCAACUUCCUUAUUUGUCCAUAAUUCAAACUUGUUUUUCCACAGCUCUCGUUACCAUUGCUCGAGUUUUCCUAGUCACUUCAAGUACAUGUAAAGCCACAACCUUACUCCGAAGAGACCUACGGCAUCAUACAAUGCUUACAUCCUGUACUUUCCAAUAAAGCCAGUAACCAUGGUAACAGUAAAA